CACACAUGUAAACGUUGAGUUUGGUUGUACCAUUCAUACCGUUUUGUUUUGAACUCAAGUCGAAGGCCAAAACCAAAAUGCGUUGAAUUUUGUGCACCAAAGCAUGGAUUCCGGGAAACUUCUUCAAAAUUUCAAUGUUUAUCAACUGCAUCAAUAGAGAAAAGUGCUGAAAUAUGAGUCGAACGAUGCGAACAUUCAUACUUGUUGGACGUCUCCACCAAUCUCGGUAUUAUACAUCGCACGCAAGGCGAACCGUUCUCCGACAGGAUCAGUCCAAAAUACCCGUUCACGAGUACCCAAUAGCGAAGUCAACGGACACCCGGGUUUACGUGUGGGGACUGGCCGCCACCGGUGCCCUCGGACUGCAGACCUCGGUCAAGAAGCAGGCCAAAGCCCACACGGAUGUGGUUCAGCAUCCGAGCCGGUUGAAUUUCGCCGAAAACCGGGACAUAGUGGACGUUGCCGCCGGGUAUGGCUUCUCGGUGUUCGCGGCCAAAUGUCGCCAUGGAAAGAGCCUGUGGGGAACGGGUAUCAAUACCGAUGCGCAGAUCGGUUACCACAAGCUCGGCGGGAAGCACCGCAAACCGUUCGAGAUGUUAAUCUAUCCGGCGCCGAUCGAUUUGGCCGCCGUGGAAGGGAACGAGAAAGCGGUGGAGAUUGUGAAGGUCACGGCCGGAAGAGCCCACACGCUGGCCCUGGCCAACGAUGGCGUGGUGUAUGCCUUCGGAAGCAACGCCUACGGACAGUGCGGCAGGGAAAUUGUUCGCGGGGAGGAUUACUUCAAUGCUCCGGUUAUAAACAGGAUUACCGACUUGGGGGGAAGGAAGGAUGAUCCGAUCGUGGAAGUGGAUUGUGGCCAGGAUCAUAGUUUCUUUCGGACGGCUUCCGGACGGUUGUAUUCCUGCGGGUGGAGCGAUGACGGGCAGACUGGGCAGGGUCGAUUUGGGAAGGUGAGCACACCAUCGCAAGUUGAGGGCGAUUUGAAAGGAGAGACUGUCUGCAAGGUUACCGGCACUUCCGAUACGGUGCUGGCGUUGACUGACAAGGGUGAAGUGUUCGGCUGGGGUAACACCGAGUACGGUCAACUGGCGACAGAUUCCGAUGAAAACCCCCAAAUAAACCUACCAAUGCAUUUAUCGUUCCUGAAAGACUGUGGAAAGAUUGUGGAUAUCGCUGCAGGUGGUUCGUUCUGCAUGGUGUUGAACGAAAACGGCGACGUGUUCUCCUGGGGAUACGGUAUCCUGGGAUUCGGUCCAGACGUGGGACAUCAAGCGCGCCCAACGCAAAUUCCUCCGGCGCUGUUCGGGCGGAACGAUUUCAAUCCCAAUGUUCGGGUGCGGGCCAUCUCGGCGGGAUUGAUUCACAGUGCGGCCAUCAACGAUCAGGAUGAUCUGUACAUGUGGGGCCACAACCGGUACGGGUGUUUGGGAUUUGGCCACAAGAAUGACCAGUUCUUUCCCCUGAAGGUGGCUGUUAGCGCACGCGUGAUGAAAAUUAGCUGCGGAGUCGAUCACACACUGGCGCUGUGUAAGGCGUUUGUCUAGUCCUUUGGAACCGUAGUGACAAUAAAAGCUUAGUAAGAGUACGAUAUCCAAAGAUUUUUUUUUCAGAUUAAGUACCUACUGCCUCAAAUUUGGUAAGACGAAUAGUUGUAGAUUACAUUAAUUAAUAAAGAUUCCUGCUAAACA
Molecule: messenger RNA, 1688 nt
Organism: Aedes aegypti (yellow fever mosquito)
Lineage: Eukaryota; Metazoa; Arthropoda; Insecta; Diptera; Culicidae
Product: RCC1-like G exchanging factor-like protein
Exons: 4
Coding region: 174-1544 (456 amino acids)
Source: RefSeq, a predicted model, not a curated record